AUGAAUCCUCCUCCUUGUCUCAGAUAUAUCGACGACCUCAUCGCCGAGAACCAGCGGCUCAAGAACGACAGCAAUGCCGCCGCGCAAGCCCGCUCCGAGGCCCUUCUCCCGGACAUCCACAUCGGAGCACCGCCGGCCAAGGACACGGCAGACAACGCCGCCGCCGCCGUCACCACCACGGCCACGGCCACGGCCACGGCCACGGCCACCGCCGCCAUCCCUCCCCCCUCCCUCGAUGACCGCCCCUGGUUCUUCGAGAUGAACAUCCCGCACACGCCCAUCCUCAUCGGCGAGGCCUCGGACGCCGCCUUCGCCACCCGCUUCCGGCAGGCCAUCUCGUCCGCCGAGCACAGCCACAUCCCGCGCGUCAACUACGCGACCGACGAGCGCCUCCUCGCCCUCUCCGACACGGACUGCCCGUGGCCCGGCCCGGCCCGCGCCCGCUUCCUCGUCGGCGUCGCCCUGCGCUACGUCAGCCGCUGCUACCACAUCGUCCGCAAGGGCCCCGUGCUCGACGCCCUCGAGCAGACGCUGCUGAACCCGGCCGAGAGCGACUCGCUUCUCAAGAGCAAGCUGUGGGCCCUCUUCGCCAUCGGCGCCAUGUACUCGACCCGCUCGGCCUCGUCCGAGAGGCACUUCCCGGGCAUGGGCUACUUUGCCCGGGCGACGCGGGUCCUCCGCAUCGUGAGCGAGAGGCCGCGGAUCGACGUCGUUGAGUUGCGGCUGCUUCUCUCCUUCUACUCACUGGCCCUCAACCGACGGCACACCGCCUACACCUUUGCCGGCUCGGCAACCAGGCUGGCCGUCGUCAUGGGCCUCCACCUCAACGUGCCCGAGUCGCAGCUGAGGGACGCCGCCGCCCGCGAGCACCGGGUCCGCGUAUGGUGGACGGCCUACAUCUUCGACCGCAUGUGGGCGGCGAAGCUCGGCCACCCCGUCGCCGUGCAGGACAUCGACAUCGAGGUCGACCUGCCGUCGAACCCGGCCGUGGACGAGAGCGUGGCCGACGACUUCGCCGACGCCUCGUACUUUGUCGCGAGCGUGAAGCUCGCCCGCCUGCUCGGCCGCGUCGUCCCGUCCAUCUACCGGAGGAGGGCUCAGCAGACCUCGCUGUCGCACAGGGUCCAGGAGGCGCUCAAGGAGCUCCGGGCUUGGUCGGGGGAGCUCCCGCCGCAGCUUCACAUUGACUUCAAGCCGACGUCCGAACGCACACCGAAGCCCAUCUCCCUACACCUCAACUUCAACCAGUGUGCCGUGAGCACCACGCGCCCCAUCCUCCUCCACGUGCUCCGCACCCACGUGGCAUCGUGGGGCACGCCGGCCGCCCCGGAACCCCGGAUCCCGGCCACGGCCAUGACGCUGGCGGAGACGUGCAUCCGGUGCGCGCGGCACUCGUGCCGGCUGCUGACGGAGUGCUGGAUCGACGGCUCCUUCGCGACGUUCGACUACUUCUACACGCAGUACCUCUUCUCCGCCGCCACGAUCCUCGCCGCCUCGAGCCUGCUGAGCGGCGGCAAGGAGGCGGCCAACGACCGCGAGCAGUUCGAGGAGGCCGCCCAGUUCCUCUCGCAGCUCAAGGACAGCGGCAACUUCGCCGCCGAGGAGUUCUGCCAGCACAUCGACGCCAUGAAGGCCACCAUGGCCGCCGCCCGGGCCCGGAGGGGAGGCUACGCCGAUGUCCCCGCGGGAAACACCGCGGCCGGCGCCCCCUACUCCUCCGCCACCACCUCCUCCUCUUCCUCGUCGGCUGGGGUGGUGUUCUCCGACGCCGCCGGGUCGACCUUUGUUGGCGACGCCGUGACGCUCGGCCAGCCGUUCGAGGCGCAGAACACGACGGCCGGCAUGGCGCUCAACGAGCCCUCGCUGCAGGAGCUGCUGGCCCAGCCGCUCCUCGACCUGCAGUUCAUCGACGCCUCCAUCUAUAACGACGGGGCCCAGGGGCUGUACUGGCCGGACUUUAGUCCCGAGUCGUGGACGCCCGACACGUGGACGGCGACAUGA
This is a messenger RNA of Colletotrichum higginsianum IMI 349063, 2001 nucleotides long. RefSeq names its product Fungal specific transcription factor. Gene Ontology annotation, cellular component: nucleus. Bases 1 to 2001 code for a protein of 666 amino acids. Gene Ontology annotation, molecular function: zinc ion binding; sequence-specific DNA binding. Lineage: Eukaryota; Fungi; Ascomycota; Sordariomycetes; Glomerellales; Glomerellaceae. The transcript has 3 exons. Gene Ontology annotation, biological process: DNA-templated transcription; positive regulation of transcription by RNA polymerase II. The record is from RefSeq and is a predicted model, not a curated record.